Molecule: messenger RNA, 951 nt
Organism: Pogona vitticeps (central bearded dragon)
Lineage: Eukaryota; Metazoa; Chordata; Lepidosauria; Squamata; Agamidae
Source: RefSeq, a predicted model, not a curated record
AUGCAUCUAAAGGAAGAAAACUUAAGGAAUCAGUCUUCUCUCACAUACUUUCUUCUCUUGGGAUAUUCAGAGGUCCAUCAGCUUCAGCUUUUAUUCUUCAUUAUCUUCCUUGUUUACUACCUGGUAGCAGUUGGAGCAAAUCUUCUCAUCAUCUCUGCGGUAGCUACUGACCACCACUUACAUAAUCCCAUGCACUUCUUUCUGAUGAACUUGGCCAUACAGGAUGUGGGACAAAUUUUAGUCAUUGUCCCCAAAUCCAUGGUAGAUUCCCUCAUGGAGAUUAGACACAUUUCGUAUUUUGGAUGUGUUACUCAAAUGUUUUUUUUUAUCUUUUUUAUGGGCUCUGAUUUCCUUCUCCUCACAGUAAUGGCAUAUGAUCGGUAUGUUGCAAUUUGCAAUCCAUUACAAUAUGAAAUGUUGAUGAGCAAGCAAGCCUGCCUUCAAAUGAUUGCUACUGUCUGGGUCAGUGGCUUUCUUUAUGGAGCAAUGCAUACUGGCGGUACUUUUGCAGCCCCCUUUUGCUCUAACAAAGUCAAUCAAUUUUUCUGUGAACUCCCACAGUUAUUGAAGCUGGCUUGCUCUGACUUUUACUUAGUUGAAGCUGGAUUUAUUUUGUUCAGUGUUGUGCUUGCAGGAGGGUGUUUUAUUUUCAUCCUCGUGACUUAUGUGCAUAUCUUUACUGCAGUGCUGAAAAUUCCUUCCGUGCAAGGAAGGAAGAAAGCCUUCUCAACGUGUCUUCCCCACCUUACUGUAGUCUUUAUAUUUGUCUUUACAGGAUGUUCUGCUCAGAUCAAGCCCCCCUCCAAAUCGCCAUCAUAUUUUGAUUUGGCACUAACUAUAUUAUAUUCCAUGACGCCUCCUUUAAUCAACCCAAUAAUCUACAGCUUAAGAAACAAGGAAAUAAAAAAUGCUAUAUCCAACAUUUUAGGUUUAAGAUACUCUUCUCACUAG